GCUAAGGUUCGGACGUGUCUUGCACAUAUGCAUCGUAUUGCAUUGCAAGAAACAAGGAUUUAAGUAAUAUCUUUCAUACAAAAUAAUAGAAAGGAAAAAAAGGACGACCGUCUCGUCAUCGGGUGUCUUUCCUUUUGAAAUAAAAUAUUAAAUAUUUGGUCCAAAACCCAAAAAAGAUAUUUUCACCUAUGUUGACUUAAGUCCUUUCUUUUAUCAAAAGGAUUUUCAAAAAAGAUAUUGAGAUAGAUUCUUUCGAAACAAAAGAAUUCAGUUGAAGUGGAAAAAACUAAUGUAUUCCUUGUGGAAGUGAAAAGAAAGAUUUAAAAAAUAAUAAUUAAAGGAAAAAUGGCUACGGAAAUAAUAUUCAAAAUCGGCUAUGCCAUUCUUUUAGUCUCGAUAACCUUAAUGAUUUGGGCUUCUCUGACCAGAGCAGCUUUUAUUCGUGAAAUGGAGGAAAUGCAUUAUCCACCCUGCACGUACAAUCCCUUGUGCACAUGCUCAAAAUCAUCAACAGACUUAGGAAUAGUCUAUUGUCGAAAUGUACCGCUACCAGCUUUGCCGAAAAUGGUUAAUCAAUCUAAGGUUUUCAUGCUUCAUAUGGAAAACACUGGAUUACGAGAGGUUGAACCAUAUUUUUUGCAAUCCACAGGAAUGUACCGAUUGAAAAUAUCUGGGAACCAUUUAACCGAAAUACCCGAUGACGCUUUCACUGGCCUCGAAAGAUCUCUCUGGGAAUUGAUAUUGCCCCAAAACGACUUGGUUGAAAUACCCUCAAAGUCUUUUCGUCAUUUACAAAAACUUCGACACCUUGACUUGGGCUACAAUCACAUAACACACAUUCAUCACGACUCCUUUCGAGGACUUGAAGAUUCCCUACAAUCUCUCAUUCUAAAGGACAAUUGUAUUUCGAUGUUGCAAUCGCACAGUUUUUCAGGUCUUCUGAUUCUGGAGACUCUCGACUUGAGUGGAAAUAAUCUCUACGAAAUCGAUCCGAGUGUCUUUCGAGAUGGCAUGCCAAGAUUGAUGAAGCUGCUCUUGACUGAUAAUAUUUUCUCUGAAAUCCCAUACGAUGCCUUGGCUCCGUUGAAAAGUCUCAAGACACUUGAUAUGUCACAUAAUGUUAUUUGGUCAAUGUGCGGCAAUGAAACUUAUGGCACCAAAUCCUCGGCGAAGCUUAAUUUAGAUAGUCUGCAUUUGGAGUACAACCAUAUUGACAUAUUGCGUCCGAACUCGUUUCAGAAUUAUGACACCGUUAAUCGAACGUUCUUUGAUGGCAAUCCCAUUCAUACUUUGAAGGAAGAUGCAUUCAAGCCAGCCAAGAUCCGAGAAAUUUACAUGAGGUAUUGUGGUCUGACGGACAUUUCUCCAGUGGCGUUUGACAGUUUGGUAAAUACCCUUCAAAUUUUGGAUCUUUCGGGAAACAACCUUACAGACUUGCCAAACAAACUAUUCAACAACUUUGAUGUCUUGAGGGUUAUAAGCAUGCGUGACAAUAAAGUGAAGCUCCAAGCACCAGCGGAAAUGUUCAACGCCAUCCAGUACACACUUUUGAAAUUAGAUUUGAGUGGGGACAAGAAUGAUCCAACCAAUUUGCAAGCUCUGCGCAAUAUGACCAGAAUGAGAAACAUGAGAUCAUUGUCCAUAUCUCGAAUGAGCGGCCAAUCCCUGGGCCCCGAUGACUUUAUGGACUUUGGUGUUGAACUGGAAGAUUUGCAGAUAACAAGGGGAGGCCUUCAAACUGUCCAAUCGCAUGCUUUCAAACAUGUCCGAGGAUUGAAGCGGUUGGAUUUUAGUGAGAAUAGCAUUGGAACAAUUGAGAAUGAAGCAUUUACUGAGAUUGGACACUCUUUGAUAUCUUUUAAGAUCUCUCAUGGGUAUUCUGGAAGUUCGUUGCCAGCAGAAGCUCUGAGGCACUUGACAUCCCUGCAGGAGCUUGACUUCAGCAACAACAAGAUAACAAGCAUGACCGAUACAAGUUUUCAUUUUUUGAAAAAUCUACGUUUGCUUGAGUUGCACGAUAAUCGUAUUGAACAAGUCAUGAAGGGCACAUUUCAGGGAGAUAUUCAUUCGAAAUUGGAAGAGAUAUCGCUGCGGUUUAAUCAUUUAGGAAGUAUAUCUCAACACACGUUCUUCGACUUAGAGGCACUUCGAGAACUUUAUUUGGAUGAUAAUAAAAUUGAGAAAAUUGAAAGGAGAGCUUUUAUGAAUUUAGAUGAGUUAGAGCAUCUUAGCUUGAGGGGAAACAAACUUAACAAUCUAGCUGAGGAAUCAUUUCAAAAUCUACCAAAACUGGAAGUAUUGGAUAUGGCAUUCAAUUCGCUUCCCAAUUUCAACUUCGAUUACUUCGAUCAGGUUGGCACUCUGUCAAAUUUAAAUGUUAACGUCAGCCAUAACAUGAUAAAAAUGUUAAUGUAUAAUUCAUCCUGGGUGACGCGGUCCGAACAUGGAUCGGUUUACCAUUCGAAUAUUAAAAUUCUCGAUUUAUCACACAACAACAUAUCACUUAUUCAUCCUGGAUAUUUCAGGCCAGCGGAAAUAUCCUUGACCCAUUUGCAUUUGGGCUACAAUUCUCUUAUGAAUGCAACAAGAGACAUUUUUGGUAACAUGCCACAUCUGCACUGGCUGGAUAUAUCGCACAACUUAAUUCGGGAAGUUGACUUUGACGCCUUCAAGAACACAAAGAAACUUCAGGUUUUGUAUCUAUCACACAACAGGUUGGCCGACAUGCCACAGGAUAUGUUUAAGCCCAUUUAUGCUUUAAGGGUGAUGGACUUGUCAUAUAAUCAUUUGCGGUCGCUGCCAGAUAAUAUCUUUUACAAUGGAGGAAUGGAGAAAUUGGACGUAUCACACAAUCAACUGCUAAAAAUACCAUCAUCGUCUUUAUCCAGUUUGGCAGCCCUCACUUUAUGUGAGCUUCAUUUAUCCAAUAACUACAUUGCCACAAUUCACAGCAUGGAUUUGUCAAAUAAAUUUAGGUCUCUUAGAUACCUGGACAUUUCAUAUAACUAUCUUCUUCGAAUCGACGAUGCAGUAUUUGCAACAAUGCCAAGACUUGCAGUCCUUGAUCUUUCACAUAAUCGUGAUUUGAAAGUUAUGGACAAAUCGUUUAUGGGCUUGGAAAAUUCCCUAAUAAAACUUGGCUUAGAGAAUGUAUCUCUAAGUAUGGUUCCGGAAAUUCGUCUAAAACACUUGCGAGAAUUCCGUUUAGGCUACAAUAAUCUGCCAUCAAUUCCACAAGAACUUGCACACAAUAUGACGAAUCUAAGAAUGUUAGAUCUAUCGAAUAACGAUUUGACGAAUGUACCAUUAAUGACACAAUCUCUGCCACAUUUGAGAACUUUAAAACUCUCAGGAAAUCCUAUAACAUCGCUAAACAAUAACAGCUUCGAUGGAGUUAAUGAAGAUUUGGAAAUGUUAGAUAUUUCGAACUUUAGACUUCACUAUUUUGAGUAUGGUUCAUUGGAAAACCUGCCACACUUAAGGUGUUUGAAAAUAACAGCUUAUUCACAUUUGAAAGAGUUCAAUAUUCCGUCAUUGUUGGAACACCAUCAUAACAUUCGAGAGCUCUGGAUAGAAGCACCUCAACCGUUUAUGCGAAUAAUCCCUCAAAGUCAGGGCCAAGAGCCGAAAGUCGUUCAAAUGGGCUCUCCCACAGACUUAAUGAAGGAGAUGUCCGGACAUUUGCCAUCAAAACUGAAAAACAUCACAUUUAGCGGACCACAAUUUUCAGCAUUGGGAGAAACAAUAUUAAAGGGAAUGCGAUCACCGUACAUUUAUAUUCAACUCUUUAACACAUCACUGCCAGGCUUUCCACCUAAUUUCUUCAAAUACAUGGGCCGCGUUCGAAACGUUUCUUUAGACAUUCGAUACCAUAAUCUUAUGCUGAAACAGAUUCCGAAUCCAAAUACUGGAUCUGUUCCAUAUCUACCGAACAGCGUUUUCCUAACGGACUUGAAAAUGUCAGGAGCUGAUUUGAACUGUGAUUGUAGUUUAGGUUGGGUUGAGUUUUGGCAACGAAAACGAAGACAAUACAUUUGCUCUUCUCAAAUAUGGACAGACACAGUGUUCCGAACAUUUAUGAACUCGCCUUGUCAAAUUUAUGGACGACACAAUUGUGAUGAUCACGAUGACGAUCUUAGAGAAACAAAAUGUGCAAAUAAGAACUCGGCGCAAUUGAUGGAGAUACUAAAAUCUGAACUUGAAUGCGGUUGGGAUUCAGGGAACCGUCUGGAAACAGUGAUGGUUGUAAUAACCCUUUGUCUCGCUUUAGUUCUUUGGAUAUGAUUUCUAAAAUUUGUGUAUGACACUUCUAAGGAAUUUUAUGAAAUUAUAGGAGAAGUUUAUGGAAAAGAAUGUAUUUAAACUUAAAAGAAAACAAAAACACUCCAGUAGUUAGAAUAAAAUUAACAAGAAUUUGAUUCGGCCAAAAAAACAAUUCGGUGUCCUACAUAUUCGGAUAAAACAAAUGAAAAAUAACAAAAUUCAAAAUUUUAAAUCUUAAAAUUACUUUUUAUAACAAAAUCUCUGCCAGUUCUAAUGAAUUAAUUUAAAUCCACUUAAAUGCCAUUUUAGUUAAAUAAGGUUUAAUAUUAAGUUUAAAAAAUAUAUAUAAAACCUUUCAAGGGACUGCUAUUCAUUAAAAACAAAAAACAUAAGAAAUCACGUCAUCAUAAACGAAAGCUCUUUUUUAGUAGGUAUAUUUUUAAGAAUAGCAUUAAAGUUUUAAGGUUAACAACUUUUUUCACUGUUCAAUAGAUAAAACUCAAAACUCAAGAAAAUAAAAACUCUUUUUUGAAAAAUAAGUAAAUAUAAAUGAAAACUAAAAGUUAAUUGCUUAAAGUGUAAUUACUGCUAGUUUUUAAGUUUAUGUAUAAAAUCAAAUAAACAG
Molecule: messenger RNA, 4888 nt
Organism: Eupeodes corollae
Lineage: Eukaryota; Metazoa; Arthropoda; Insecta; Diptera; Syrphidae
Gene: chp
Product: chaoptin
Exons: 21
Coding region: 346-4284 (1312 amino acids)
Cellular component (GO): extracellular matrix
Molecular function (GO): protein binding
Source: RefSeq, a predicted model, not a curated record